AUGUUGAUCAACCACGAGAAUCCACGUAUUGAACGAGCAAAUAUGGAUGGUACUGAAAGACGUAUACUAGUAAAUUCAAAAAUUUAUUGGCCAAAUACAAUUGCUUUAGAUUUAACAACAAAUCGUGUGUAUUUUGCUGAUAGUAAAUUAGACUAUAUCGAUUUUGUCAAUUAUGAUGGCACUGGUCGUACACAAGUACUAUCAUCGACAAAAUUUGUUCAACAUCCGCAUGCAUUAGCAAUAUUUGAAGAUAUAAUUUACUACAGCGAUCGUCGACUGCAACGACUUCAACUUUAUCCAAAAUAUCCAAAUGGUACAUCAAAAGAAUAUCAAUCACAUACAUUCUCUAAAGCUCUUGGUGUUACCGCGGUACAUCCUAUUUUACAACCACACUUCGAAAAUCCUUGUGCUGCUAAUUCUUGCUCUGAUCUAUGUUUAAUCAGUAAAGAUAUGACAAGCACAUGCAAGUGUCCAUGGGGUAAAAUUUUGGAUGCAAGUGGUAAAAAUUGUAUAAGUGAUAUGAAACCGUUUUUGAUGUUAAUCCAGAAGACGAACAUUUUUGGCUUAUCACUGGAGGAUGCAGUAAAUGGGACACCGUCACUUUGCGGAAUGAUACCAUUGGCUGGUCUCAGCAAUGCGUAUGAUGCGGAUUAUGAUCCGGAAUCUGCUGAAAUAUUUUAUUUGGAACAUGCAACAACAGGCCGAAUAAUUAGUCCUAAUAGCCUUCCAGAAUCACGAAUUGUUCAAGUAUUAUCAUCUGCGAUGAAUCGAACACAGAUAAUUGCAUCACAAAUUCCCGAUGAUUCAUAUACGAUGGCAAUGGAUUGGAUUGGACGAAAUAUGUAUGUUGGAAAUAGAAUUUCGCAAACAAUUGAGGUAGUACGAACAAAAGAUAUGCAGUAUGGAGCAACAAUAUUAAACAAUAAUCAAUCACCGACAUCAGUAGUUAAUCCGGUUGCUUUAGCAAUCGAUUCUGAUCGUGGACUUCUUUUCUGGUUGGAUCGUGGUGGUGGUGCUAUUUCACCAAAAGUAGCUCGAGCUGACUUGGAUGGUAAGAAUGCAUUGGUUGUUGUUUCAAAUGAUCUCACUGAACUAAAUCAUUUAGCGCUUGAUACAAUCAAUCAACGCUUAUAUUUCUCCGAAUCAAAAGCUGGUCGGAUAUCAUUUGUAACAUAUGAUGGUCAAGAUCGACGGUAUAUAUUAAAUGAUGUUGGAAAGCAACCACGUGGUAUCGCAUUCUUUAACAAUCAACUUUUCUAUGCAGAUAGUGCAUUCGAUAGUAUUGAAGUAACUGCCCUAUCCGGUGAUGGUCAAAUAGCACAAUUUCGGCAUUUUAAAAAAGAUGUUGAUCAGCUGAUUAAUAUUAGAGCUAUUUCUGGACGAAGUGCCGGACAUUCUCAUCCAUGUCGGACAGAUAAUGGCAAUUGUGAACAUUUAUGCAUUCCGAAAGCAUUUUCACAGCAUCAUUGUAUGUGUGCUACUGGUUAUGUUCUCGAUGGUACUACUCAUUGCAAACUUUUUGAUCAAUCUUUCUUAAUUGUUGCUACAAAAACACAAAUCACUGGAAUACCAUUGAAAGAGGAGCAAAAGAAAUCGGUAGCAAUGGAACCGAUCGGUGGUACGGCAAUUACUGCAGUUGAUUUUGAAUUCGAGAGCAAAUCUCUCUUCAUAGCAGAAACAUCGGGUCCUAAUCGGGGUAUCUACAAGAUUACUUUGGGUAUUGGCGAAGUGAAGAAUAUUGUUCGAGAUAAUUUUGGCUCAUUUACAGUACGAAGUAUCGCUCUUGAUUGGGUUAAUUAUAACUUAUACUUUAUCAAUGUUGAUUCGGAUCGAACUCAUAUUGAAGUUUGUCAAUUAGAUGGUAAACAUCGUAAGAUUUUACUCUCAACAAAAACUGAAACACCAACUUCUCUUGCUGUAGAUCCAGUUGGUAGAUAUUUAUACUGGGCUGAUCAAGGACAGAAACCUUCGAUUCAGCGAGCUUUCCUGGAUGGAAGUCAUCGACAGGUAGUUGUACAUGAAAAUAUUGCUGAACCAACAGAUUUAAUAGUUGAUCCAAAUAGUCAUAUGAUCUACUGGACUGAUGCUAAACUUGAUGGAAUAUAUCGUGUUCGAGCUGAUGGUGGACCUGUUGAAUUGGUACGAAGCGAUAUUGCCGCUGCAGCGGGCAUUUCAUUACUCGGACAAACAAUGUACUGGACAGAUAAUCGCUUAGAAAAAGUCUUCUCUGCAACCAGCCGUCCGAAUCAGACAUCAUUGUUAUUGUCACCAACGAUAAUUGCUGCUGGUUUAGCUGACCUGGGGAAUGUUGUUGUAUUUGAUGAAUCCGUGCAGCCGAAAGCAUCGUCACCCUGUCAAAUAACGGAUAAUUUGAGGAAAACUCCAUGUACGCAACUUUGCUUUGCCUCACCUGGCAGUCAAAGUCCUUUGUGUGCAUGUGCUCGUGGCGUUCUAAGAGGAAGAUCUUGCGAAGAGCCGGAGACAUUUUUAAUGUUUACGGAUGGUAGUUAUAUAGUAGAUACACCGAUCGAGCCAGACGUAAAGGCAUCAAAUCCGUUAAAGGAAGCCUUGCCGCAAAUUGAAAAUUUACAUACAUUUGAUGUUGAUGUGAAUUUACGUCGCAUUUAUAUGGUUACUGAAUCUCCAAAUGGCGCAAAUAUCUCGUGGUUUGCAAUGAAUCAGCCAGCUAAACGAAGGCUCAUUUUUGGCCCAACAAAAAAUAAAUUUGCUGAACCAGUACGACAUAUUUCGGAUAUGAAACUUGAUUGGUUAACGCAUAAAAUAUAUUUCACCACUGGCAG
Molecule: messenger RNA, 2801 nt
Organism: Acanthocheilonema viteae
Lineage: Eukaryota; Metazoa; Nematoda; Chromadorea; Rhabditida; Onchocercidae
Source: the annotation of a GenBank genome assembly